Molecule: messenger RNA, 1772 nt
Organism: Austrofundulus limnaeus
Lineage: Eukaryota; Metazoa; Chordata; Actinopteri; Cyprinodontiformes; Rivulidae
Gene: dnai2b
Product: dynein, axonemal, intermediate chain 2b
Biological process (GO): cilium movement; outer dynein arm assembly
Cellular component (GO): outer dynein arm
Molecular function (GO): dynein heavy chain binding; dynein light chain binding
Source: RefSeq, a predicted model, not a curated record
AUAAACACAGAGCGCUUUGAGACCACCAGCUGUGGGAUAAACCACGUGGAGGGUCACUGGCUAAAAGACGACAUCCGCUUCAUGAAGAAGACGGAAAAAAACGAAGCUUACAGGAAAUGCAUCGUGCAGCUGGGCACCGUCAUACUAGGGGACGGCACCAAGCAGAGCAACACCAUAGACACCUCCCAACAGUACUUUGAGGAAGAGGAGGAGGUGGAAGAAAUUCAAGAGCCACCAUCUGCUAAGACCAUCACUGUUUUCAGAGAUCCUAAUGAGCUGAAACGGACCAUAACCGGCCUGUCGUGGCAUCCUGAUGGAGGCAGGAAGCUGGCUGCAGCCUACUCCUGCCUUGAGUUCCAGAAAACCUCCAAAACCAUGAGCCUGGACUCCUACAUCUGGGAUAUCAAGAACCCAAACCACCCGGAGACAACUCUGAAACCGUCAUCGCUUCUCGUCUGCCUGGACUACAACCCCAAAGACUCCCACACUCUUGUUGGCGGCAGCUACAAUGGGCAGAUCACUUACUGGGACACCAGGAAAGGCAGCCAGCCUGUGGAGUAUUCUUCUCUGGAGCACAGUCACAGAGAUCCGGUCUACAAGAUCAUCUGGUUGCAGUCCAAGACRGGGAAUGAUGCAUUCUCAGCCUCCACUGACGGACAGGUUUUGUGGUGGGACGUCCGUAAGCUGAGCAAGCCCACGGAUCGUCUGGUUCUGGAUCCGAGCCGGGAGGGGAAUCUAGACCAAGCUUUAGGUGCCAUCUCUCUGGAAUUUGAGGCCACUAUGCCAACUAAGUUCAUGGUGGGGACGGAGCAGGGCCUGGUCAUCUCCUGUAAUCGGAAGGCAAAGAGUCCAGCCGAGAAGAUCGUUUGCACCUACGAAAGCCACCACGGACCWGUCUAUGCCCUGCAGAGGAAUCCAUUCUUCCCCAAAAACUUCCUCACCGUGGGCGACUGGACGGCUCGCAUCUGGUCUGAAGACAUCAAGGAAUCAUCGAUCAUGUGCAGCAAGUAUCAGAUGUCCUACCUGAUGGACGCCUGCUGGAGUCCUGUCAGGCCCUCCAUCUUCUUCACUGUGGAGAAGGAUGGCACGCUGGAUGUCUGGGACAUCCUGUUUGAACAGCAUCACCCCUCGCUUAGUCUGAAGGUGUGUGACAUGCCUCUGUACAGCCUUCGUGUACAAGAUAACGGGCGUCUGGUGGCGUGCGGCUCUCAGUCUGGUGAAGUCACGCUGCUGGAGGUCUGCUCUGGACUGUCGACUCUGAGGAAGAACGAGAAGAGUCUGGUGGCUGCUAUGUUUGAGAGGGAGACAAAGCGGGAGAAGAUCCUGGAGGCCCGUCAGAGGGAGAUCCGUUUGAAGGAGAGGAGUCGCUCUGAACAGAGCAAAGACGACGAAAAAAGGCGAGAGGAGGGCGAGGAAGACGCCGAGCAACUGAUUGCUAGAGUCGAGAGUGACUUCUACAGCCUGGUGGAGGCAGAGCUCAGGAAAAGACAGAUGAGAGAAGAGGCACCACAGGAAAACAACGUCGKCGAAGAAAAGGAAGCAGAGAAUAGGGUCGAACCUGGUAAAAGAAAUUAAGAAACGGCUGAAGCUGAAAAAUAGAAGUGAUUUUUAAAAAAAUGUCUUCAGUCUUAUCUCUGUUACAUUUCAGUACUUUUACAGUUGCCUGUUGUUAUUGUUAUAUGUUGUUAUAGGCUCAUUAUUGGCCAGUUUGUAUAUAUUGUUUGUUUCAAAAAGAAAAAAAUUGUAUAGGUCUUCUGGACGGGUUCUUCUCU